Messenger RNA from Symbiodinium sp. CCMP2592, 1260 nucleotides. NCBI's taxonomy places the organism in Eukaryota, Dinophyceae, Suessiales, Symbiodiniaceae. The record is from the annotation of a GenBank genome assembly.
AUGGCGUGGCACUCCUCCGGAUGGGACUCUUCGUGGAGUGGCUGGGAUUGGAGCAGCUACGGGCAAGGUGCCACGUGGGGUGGCACUGGUGGCCACAGUGGAAGUGCGGCAACCGCACCGGUUGCCACGGCAGCAGUUGCCCCGGCGCCAGCUGCAUCUGGCAAGGGCAGUGGUAAAGGCAAGAAAGGUGCUGCUACGAGUGGUGGCAAAGGUGGCCACAGUGGUGCGGCAACCGCGCCGGUUGCCGCAGCGGCUGGGCCAGCAAGCUCAGCAAGCUCCGGCCUGGCCCCAAACUGGGAGCAAGUCACCGAUGCUGGCACUGGCAUGCCCUACUACUGGAACCCCGUCACAGGGGAGACGAGCUGGCAGGCCCCGCAAGAGGCAGCGAGGGGGAGGAGUUGGAAGGAUCGCAAGCGCGGGCUGAAGGGCGAGGCCAAGAAGGCGGAGAAUCGCAGGAAGUCAGGCCUAGCCUCGAAGAUCAUCAGGGACAAGGUGACGAGGAAGUUCAUCGACAGGCUGGCUCAGAAAGACACUGUGAUCGGCAAUUUGCAGGCGCUACAGGCCACCUCAGUGGUGAUGGGACAAGUUCGCGAACAAGAGCGAGACAAAGCCCAGGGGGAGCGUGAUGAGCUGGAGCAGAAGCUUCGCAAGAUGGAGAGCGCCCUGGUCAAGAGCCAGAUGGAGCUGGAGAUGAGCCAGAAGAUCGGUGCCGUGCACGCGACCCGCAUCGAGGACCUGGAGAAGGACAAAGCCCUUCUCCAGGACACCUUGAAGGAGCAGUCCCGGUCGCAGACGACCCAGGCAGCCGAGGUGGAGGAGCUCAAGAAGGACCUCGAGCGACAUCGGGGUCGGCGCCUGGAGCAGCAGGGCUUGGCCGAGAAGAUCCUCGCGGACCAGCUCGCUGCGGAGAAAGCAAGCACAGCGCUGGCGAAGGCACCAACAUCCUACACUGCACAUCAGGGGGCUUGCUCUGCAAAGGCGGAUCUCCUCAGCUACAAGAAGCAGCACGAGGCCGAGCGAAAGAUUUGGAAGAAGGAGAGAAGCAAGGACGCGAUGUUGCAAAUCGAUCUCAUGACCAACGACUACGAGAAGCAGAAGGCCGGCCAGCAGGCUUUGAACCGGGGCCUGGACAGCCAGCUGAAGGAUGCCCGCGAUGAGCUGGCCAGCCUCAAGAAGGACGAUGACUCACCCUCACCUCCGAUGGUCCCGACGGAGCUGGCCUCGCCAAGGUCGGAGUCGCCGCCUGGCAUGAUCGACUGA